CGCGCCGCCGCCGUGCCGCCUCCUCCUCUUUAGUCUCCGUGCCUGCGUCCAAACUGUAGUGCCGUGUUUUGACAGUUUUCGUCUCUCGGACGAUUUUUGCGAUUCGGCCGGCCGCGUCCAAGCCAAGUUUGCGGUGCCAAGUGGGCCGUGUUCGAGUGCGUGUCAGUCAAGUGCAACAAGCAUGGGCAAUAUCUACACCGUCGGCCCCAACGAGGCCCUCAUUGUCUCAGGAGGAUGCUGCGGCUCGACCAAGAAGACGACCAUAGUUGGAGGGUGGGCCUGGGCAUGGUGGCUCGUCACAGACGUCCAGAGACUUUCAUUGGAGGUGAUGACUCUGAAUCCGAUGUGCGAACAAGUGGAGACUGCGCAGGGCGUGCCCCUGACGGUGACUGGGGUGGCCCAGUGCAAGAUCAUGAAGGCCGAGGAACUUCUGCAAACAGCCUCUGAGCAGUUCCUCGGCAAGUCCAUCAAGGAAGUCAAGAUGACCGUUCUGCAGACACUCGAAGGCCACUUGAGAGCCAUCCUAGGAACUCUUACCGUGGAAGAGGUGUACAAAGACCGGGACCAGUUCGCGGCGCUGGUGCGCGAGGUGGCGGCGCCCGACGUGGGCCGCAUGGGCAUUGAGAUCCUCUCGUUCACCAUCAAGGACGUGUACGACGAUGUGCAGUACUUGGCCUCCCUCGGAAAGGCGCAGACGGCCAACGUCAAGCGCGACGCGGACAUCGGCGUCGCCCAGGCCAACAGGGACGCUGGAAUCAGGGAAGCAGAUUGCGAGAAAUCUGCGAUGGACAUCAAGUACAACACGGACACAAAAAUCGAGGACAACUCAAGGAUGUACAAACUGCAAAAGGCCAAUUUCGACAAGGAAAUCAACACGGCUAAAGCCGAGGCUCAAUUGGCCUACGAGUUGCAAGCGGCCAAAAUCCGGCAGCGAAUCCGAAACGAAGAAAUCCAGAUCGAGGUUGUCGAGAGACGCAAACAGAUCGAAGUCGAGCAGCAGGAGGUGCAGAGAAAGGAAAGGGAGCUUUCGUCGACCGUGCGCCUCCCUGCCGAAGCUGAGAGCUACCGCGUCCAGAUGAUUGCUGAGGGCAAAAGAACGCAAACUGUUGCCGUGGCGCAGGCGGAAGCAGAGAAAAUCAAAAAGUUGGGAUCGGCCGAGGCUUAUGCCAUCGAGGCGGUCGGCAAGGCCGAGGCCGAGCGGAUGAGAAUGAAGGCGGCCGUUUACAAGCAGUACGGAGACGCGGCCAUCAUGUCACUGGUGCUCGAAGCACUGCCAAAGAUUGCCGCUGAGGUUUCGGCUCCGCUGGCCAAGACCGAGGAGAUUGUGCUUCUCGGCGGCGACAACACAGGCACAGGAGAAAUUGCGCGGUUGGCUGGCCAGCUGCCCCCCGCAAUCCAGGCGCUAACUGGAGUGGACGUUUCAAAGGUCCUAAGCAAAUUGCCUGGCGCCAAGUAAGCCGAGCAGGCGCUACGUACAAGCAUUAUUCACCAACACAGCUCUUUUUUCACAUCAAUCUCAGAUCUGAGCUACUGAUCUGAACCCUAAGUUUCAAAAAACAUGUAUAAAAAGGAAGAUUGAAGCCCUCCAGAGUUACGUCGCAUCGCUAAUUUACUUUCCGCGAAUUCAAUCUCUCUGUCAAUGAUUUGAGCAAGUUCUGUUAAUUAAACUUGAGGUACCUGCCUUGAAAGCCAUUCACUGCGUUAACUGUAAUAAUUUCCGCAACGUUCCGAAACAAUAUAUAAUGCAAUUAUUGUAUACAACCAUAAUUCAUCGAACUUCUUUGAAAAAGCAAGUCCCGAUUUCUUUCUGUUGAAGCACAAGAGGAUUUUCACGGCCUUUAUUUUGAGGAACCAGUGAGGUGUAACAAGGUAGUUGUAGGUCUCUCAACCUGAGCCGAUGUGUUCACUAAAAAAGAAAAUUGAAAAUUAAAAACGAACGAUGCAUUUUGAUCAAAAUUGGCGAAUUGCUGUUCUUUACUCUCAAAUCAACCUUUCAAAAUAAAUAAAUGGCACUCUCAGCAAUUCGUUUGGCAGGAUGAUUAUUGUUGUCCUAUUAAAUUUGUUCCGACAUGUUUUUGUUCUUAAACAUACCAGGGUGCCUCUCACAUAGAUGGAUGAAAUUUUAAAGUAAAAAACUUUUGAUAAUAUCUCACUGCAGAUCUGAAUUCUCUCGUCGAUGUGCAACCAAAAUUAUGAAUGUCAAAUUUGUCGCUACAUGAAAUCUUAAAAACAGAUGUGCUACAUUUAGGCAGUGUGUUGUGCAUAUUUUUGUACUCUUAUUGGAUUAAGUUUAUUAAUUUUGUUUCUAAACAAACAAAUUAUUAUAUAUCAUUUCGUAUAUUCAACAUUAACAUUAAAUAUAUAUAAAAAGUUAUGUUAAUUACUAACAGGAAAUGGAGGAUUGAAUGACGAAAUGGAAUCUGGCUUUUAUUCAACAGCUUUGUUGGAUUUUUUUAAUUUGAAAAAUUACUCUUGAAUUUUAUGUAAAAGACAGUAAAUGAGUAAAAAACUAUCCAUUGAACUCCGUUUCCAUUUCGUCUCAAAUUUUUCCUCGGGUGCCCAUUUUUUCACUCAAAUAUGAGAUUGCAGUUUUAUUAUUGAAUAAAAAAUAUAGUUGCCACAUGAUUGAAUCACAAGUACAAGUGUUAAAUAGUCAUGCUUUUGAACAACAGAAUCUCUCUUAAAAAGGAAAUUCUGAUUGUGAGUUGAGGAAUUAUUGUUGUUUGAAAAACUGUGCUGGCUUUUUAAAGUUUUAUCCUGAGAGUAGGAAAUCUGAAUUUUGUGUUUUAAUUUUUCUUCGAAGGAUUUGUAAAACCAACAAGGCAAGAAGUGUUGAAUUAAUGUAUAACCAAUCACCCCUUUUCUGUUUUGCAUAGAUAUUACAUUAUUGAGUGUGUUUUGCAUGGCACAAUAUAAAUGGACAUAAUUUGGCAGCGAUUCCGGUGCCGAUCUUUGAAAUUGUUUGUUUUGCGGUCAAAUUAACCUUUAAGAAGAAAAAAUAAUGAGAAAUUUAUGAAAAAAGUGUAUAUUAAGACAAAGCGCACGUGUGCAGUCUAUCUUUCAAAUCGAGCAUACAAAAUAUGUCUGUGUGUGUGGAUUCGAGCUGUGUGUAUAAAAGCGGCAUAGCUCUGAUUGUAACCCCCGCCUCACCGUAAUAAUAAUAAGAAGAAGAAG
Molecule: messenger RNA, 3174 nt
Organism: Neocloeon triangulifer
Lineage: Eukaryota; Metazoa; Arthropoda; Insecta; Ephemeroptera; Baetidae
Gene: Flo2
Product: flotillin-2
Exons: 9
Coding region: 182-1456 (424 amino acids)
Biological process (GO): protein localization to plasma membrane; regulation of myoblast differentiation
Cellular component (GO): plasma membrane
Source: RefSeq, a predicted model, not a curated record